AUUCAAGUCAUCCUUUUUAAAGGCCAUCAGCGGCCAAUCUAUUAAUUAUAUUUCUACUCAGGUAUACUUCAUAUUGUUAGGAAUCACCAGCCAAAAAAGAAGCAUGCUAACGUGCUGUAUAUGUGGUAAAAUAGGAUUGACGUUCUGGGGUUUGUUAUGCCGUAAUUUACGCUGGUGGGUCGUUGUAAAACAAACCAUCCGAACUUCACAUGUAGUAGAGUAUCGAUGUCGUUUGCGGUCUUAAGUCAGACAAAAGAGAGAGAGACAUUCACUUUCAACACUCAUCAGCAAUACACGCUUUUACAUGCGGACAUACAUCUUUACCUGCAGAUUAUUACUAUAGAAAUCGCACCAUUAAAUGGCCCGAUGCCGACAAGGCAUUGCCGUUAGCUGAAAACAUGCCGGACAGUGCGUCCAUUACCUCUUCAAACCCCACGUCGCGGUCUGUCUUCCCUCAAUGUCCCAGUUUCACUCUCGAGGACUUUUCAAGUCGGGACUUCAUUGUCAAGGAAUUCAUUGAAUCACUUUCCGACAGCUGUAUUUCCAAUCGUCGCUCUACGGUGGGCCCUACUGGCGGAAAUCAACUAUUCGACCCCAAACCACUCAUCCGGACCUUCGAGCAUGCACAGAGGAGACUCGGCGAACUUUCCGGUGACUUAGAGAUCAGAGAGAAUGAGCUUUCGGCUGCAGCUCGUCGGGCUGAGGCACAGCACUCACAGAAUCUCAAUACACUUGGCCGCAAGCUGAAACAGACGAUUGAAUCCUUCCAACAACUGGAUACGUCACUCAACGGGGCGGGCGCCGGAGCUGGGCUCAUAGGAAGUGAGCUGGUGGGAUCUACUGGUAAUAUGGCUGUUGAGACAGGCCGGAAGCUUGAAGAACUCGACCGACAAAGACGUCGAGCACUUGACGCCCACUUUCUCCUUGAGUGUUGGGAUAGCGUCAGUAAUAGAGGAGAGCUUACGCCCCUGGAGAACUUGAGGAGGUCUGGUACUGGUGAAGCUAAAGUGCGCUCAGCACAGAUAGCUCGACAGUUAUUGAGGAUCAGUCAGAGGCUUGAUCCCAAAAGCUGGGAUGACUCUGGUGGGAAGACCAAUGGACCGUCUGAGAAUGGGCCUGCAGAGGAGGAUAAAGUUGAAGAGACCGGGUCAAUCAAACGAAACACAAGGGAAAUUAUCGAGAAGUUUUCGGAGACAUUGGAAAAAGACCUCUUGAAACAGUUCGACGACUUUUAUCGUAAGGCGAAUUUCGAAGGUAUGAAGGAUUGUGCAACUGUGCUCCAAGAUUUCAACGGGGGUUCUAGCGUUAUUGCUCUAUUUGUCAACCAACAUCAGUUCUUCAUCGAUCGAAGUCAGUUGGUUACGGAAGAAGUAGGAGGAGACCCAGAAGCUUGGGAACAACUCGCAGAUCCUGAUGCUGAACCUCUAAAGGUGGAACCUAGUCUCCAGUCGCUCAUUGAUGAGGUAAAGGUCGUAGUACAGGAAGAAUCAGCCAUAAUAAAGCGAGCCUUCCCUUACUACGAGCAAGUCCUUGGGAAAUUCCUGCAGCGCGUGUUUCAACAAUCCAUCCAGCAGCGACUUGAGAUGGUUCUGGAGAAGGCCAAUAGGGUGUCCUCGCUUGCCUUUCUACGGUCGCUACAAAGUUCUCGCAGCUUCAUCAGUGCUUUAGUUGACGAUUUAAAGACUCACGGGUUGACCGAACACCCUGAUACUAUUUCCGCUCAGACGGCAUUGGUUCUCGACCAACAACUCGAAGAUCUGUUCGUGCCAUACUUUGUGGGAUCCUCCUAUAUCGAGAGGGAGAAGAAAACAUUGGAAGAGCUGUGCACAUCUUUGCUUUUCAAAUUCACCACAUUCCAUGCACGUAGGAAAAAGGCAGCAACUACUUUCAUGGCAUCUCUUUCAAAGUCAGGCACUGAACUACUAUCCGCUGCACGAGAUGCGUACAUCAAUCGUCUUGAAUCCUCAGAUUACUCGCCGACGCAGCGAAGGAUGUUACUUCAGGUGGCGGGUUUGAGGGAUGCUAAUGACCUCUUGAAACUGACUGAUAUCAAACUCGCUGAAGAGGAUGGCCUUCCCAGCAUAUCUCAUGCUAAACGAAUGCUCAAAUGGCUUGCUGAAGGAGUUAGCCGGGGCUUGGAGCUGAGUGUAAGCAGUGAAACACCCAAGGAUAUGUUGGCUCUAUUGACCCUUCUCCUUUCUGUGAUGGGGGAAGGCUACAUCGAGGUUUGUCUUGACGCCGCGUUGGAGACGGCAACUUCUCAGGAAUCAGGGAAGAUGGAGCCUGAUCUCUCUUACCUCCCAGCGGUCCGGAACGCAAUCGGGAUUGCGAACUUGAUGGUAAUGUGCAUUAACACAUUACUCAUUCCCUUAGCAACCGCCAGUAUCACAGUUCGCCGGGAAAUGGAGAAGAAGACCAAUUUGACAACUAUGCGAAUCGAAGAGAAAGUCAAUACAAUUGAGCAGAAGGUUAUUGAUGCUACCUUGACAUGGGUGAAUAAACUUCUUGCUGGCCAAAAGAAGAAUGACUUUCGACCCAAGGAAGGAGACAAUGCAGCUUGGUUGGAGAAGCUACAGACACCGACAUGUGCUUCAAUCUGCACUUUUCUCACUCGUGUGCAUAAUGUGAUAAUGACAUCCUUGCCGCCUAGCGGCUCCAAUCUCCAACAAUUGCUUACGGAGAUGGCCCUGGGAAUCCGCAGCCUACUUUUGGAGCAUUUUAAGCGGUUCGCUGUCAAUGGACCUGGCGGCCUCAUGGUCACUAAGGAUAUGACGCAGUACACAGAUCUCCUCAGGUCCUGGGAUAUAGACGAGCAAGUCAAAGGCCCUAGUGGUGCGCUGGAUGUCUUGCUAGAGGUUGGCAGUCUUUUUGUUAUAGGCUCCGAGGCCUUGCGAGAAAGGGUUUGGGGUGGUGCCGCGAGUAGCAGCGGUUGUAGGCCGAGGAACAAUACUGGGGCAGGCGCUGGGCGAGGCACUGGGGGAACUGGACAGAUCGAAGCUGGUCUCAGCGUGCAGGAAGUCCGAGCGUAUGUCUCCCGAAGGGAAGAUUCCAAUACAGCUGCGAUGCAGAAUAUUCUCAAUAUACUCUGAGGCUGGUUUUGGUUUGGCGGAGCACUUCAUCAUUCCAAUAACUUCGCAUCGCAAAUACCUGAGUAUGGCUUUUUAUGUUGGGAUCAGCGCUUCCUGUAUUGAAAAAUUAUACCCUUCAAUUCUAAUCAUGCCCUAAGCUACAGCCUUCUUUCUUAUCAUCUCUGUCCUUGUCGCCCAUUUACGCGAUAACUAUCUGGUUUGCCGGAAGGGCAUGUCUGUACCUGUACAAUAUGUAGUGACAAUAGAAGUGGCCACAGUAGGUGGUAGUAUUGGUUGACGUGUAUACGAUACGGACUUCGAGAAAGAGUGGAAAGGAGGAGCAAGGAGACACUAUCUGACAGUAUCCACUCUGGCGCUAAGGGAAUUAAGUAUGGCAACAUCACAUAA
Aspergillus alliaceus is the source of this 3476-nucleotide messenger RNA. RefSeq names its product exocyst subunit SEC10. Lineage: Eukaryota; Fungi; Ascomycota; Eurotiomycetes; Eurotiales; Aspergillaceae. Gene Ontology annotation, cellular component: exocyst; cytoplasm. The record is from RefSeq and is a predicted model, not a curated record. Gene Ontology annotation, biological process: Golgi to plasma membrane transport; exocytosis. The transcript is spliced from 2 exons. The coding region runs from base 399 to 3089 and encodes 896 amino acids.